UUUGUUAAAUCGAAAGUUGGAAACUUUGUUAUUUUCCCAAUUAAAUACAUUCGUAAGCUCAGUGCUUGAUUAGCGGAGCGGUGACAUGAAGGACGCCGUGUAUAUCAAUUAGCUUGAACAAACCGAAAGUAAAUUCAGGAUGGGUAAUAAAGAAAGUUCGAAAUUAAAAGAUGCGGAGCAGAAAGCUCGUGAUAUUCUCGUAAGACGAACUGAAAAUGCACAGGAAACUUAUUAGAAAUAUCGCACACACUGUGAAUUCAUAGAAUGCACAUGUCGAGCAACUACUUAAAGAUGUUAGUGAAUUAGGAGAAAUAACUGAAAAGACUUCCUGGGAUAACAUUGAAGGAACAGACUUUGCUGAAAAAUGCCGCAAUUUUACAAGGAAUUGGCAGAAAAACACGAAAGUGCUUCUUGGAAGUGUUCAGUCAUCUCUGGAAUGCGAAAUUGAUUCCCUUCUAAUGUCAUUCAAGAGACUCAACCAGAAUAUUUUCGAUACAUUCAAUAGCUAUGGAGUAGAGUUUUGCUCGUCAGAUGAUACGAACAUAGAUCGAAAAGUGUUAGAAUAUGAAAAUUCUCCUCAAGUGGAUUAUCAAAGUGCGUAUAGAAAGCUUUGCAAAACUUCAGAAAACGAACUUGGAAAGCUAGAGAAUAAAAACAAGCAAUUGUCAGAAGAAAUACGAAAAACAAGAAAUGAAAUGAAAGAACAGCUAGACAAUGAAAAAGAAACUUCAAAAAAGGUAGAAGAAAGAAUGCACCAAUGCAAAGAGGAAAACACGGAAUUGGCAGCAAAAAUGAAGGUUUUAGAGAAAAGGUUGUCAGAAUUAGAAGCAAAUAAGAUUUCUGCAAGAAACAUAAUUGAAGAACUUAAAAGGGAUAAAGAAAGGCUGGAAGGAAAUUUGAAGGAUCUAAAAGAGCAUCGGCCAGUUUCUAUUCAGCUUUAUUACCAAGUCAAAGGAGAUAUGACAUCUAAAAUGUUGGAUGCAUUAAAAUCUAUGUUGGUCACACAGAUGGGUGUGGAGAGAAACGAACUACAAUUUAUUGUUUGUCAGAAUGAGCUGGACGUGAACCCCGAACUUCCUCUACUGGUAUUCUGCAUUAGUGCAAGCAGACUUGGAACUGAUGCCAGCACUGUUUUACAGAACUUAAACGUGUCGGCAAAGGUUUCGGUGUUGAUAUUCCAUCACAAAGACAUCCAUGCAUUACCGAACCAGUCCAGUGAACGGGUCUUGACUGGACCCGAGUUUAAAGCACUUGGGGGCAUAUUUGAUAUUGCUUUUCUAUCAGAUAAAGGAAUAUAUCCGUGCGACAUGAAUCAAACUGCCGCCGUUGGCAUCGAAAGUUUUCUGAGGACACAGAGCUGAAAAAAAGACACCGGAGGCACAGAUGUUGCACCAAAGAAAUACAAUCUAACCUGUGAUCACUAUAGACACGAGACCACUAAAUCAAAGUUUUCGAUGUGGAAAAAAUGCAUACUUUUAAAAAUGUAAAUUUGCAUAUAUUUUCACACGCAAACAAUAUAUAUAUCGUUCCUUUUAUGUUUGUAUAAUGACAAUUCAUAAAACAUGCUAAGGUUCAAACAUAUACAUGUUAUUUCAUUUUCAUCGUAAAAAUAAAAACAAACAUCGUUGUCUUGACAGUAAUUACAAACAAGUGUCAUUAAUGAAGAUUUUUCAGUAGUGUUAAAAGUUCCUCUCAAAUCCAACACUGAGUAUAUCUUCAUGUUAAAAUAUCCAUGACAAAAGGACAAAGUAAGAUGUAUAUUUUGUUUUAUCUUAAUUUGUUGCUAUUAUUACUACUUUUAUUCUUCUUCUUCUCAUUAUCAAUAUUGUUUUUGUUAUUAUAUUAAAUUUGUAUGUAAAAAUAUAUAUAUGGGGGAAAUAAAUAUUGUCAAUCUA
This is a messenger RNA of Mercenaria mercenaria, 1895 nucleotides long. RefSeq lists its product as uncharacterized. NCBI's taxonomy places the organism in Eukaryota, Metazoa, Mollusca, Bivalvia, Venerida, Veneridae. The transcript is spliced from 6 exons. The coding region runs from base 459 to 1361 and encodes 300 amino acids. The record is from RefSeq and is a predicted model, not a curated record.